CCGCUGGCGACUGCGGGGGAAGGGAGCGGGCUAAGCCGUUUUCUUGCGUUCUUGUAUUCGAAUUUCGAAAUUCGAAAGGGAGCCGCUAAAAGUUAAACGACAUUCUGUAUGCCUCUGAAUCUUUUGCACGCUGAGAAAGCUUCAGAGAAAUAAAUUAAAAAAGAGAAAGGAGAGAGAGAAGAAGAGGAAGAAAAGGAAAGGUGGAGAGGAAGACGGUUCCUUCUGUCUAAGUGAAGUUUUCUUAAAGAUGGGGGCGUCGGGGAAAUGGCUGAAAUCUUUGAUUGGAGCUAGGAAGUGUGACAAAGAUGACCAGGAGAAACAGUGGAACAAGGGAAGUCGAAAAUGGAAGAUAUGGAAGGGUCGGUCUCCAUCGUCAAGGGCUCCAUCCGAGGCAUCGGAUUGCUCGCCGAAGGUGGCGGAAGAUGUUUACAAUGUGGUCAUUGCUACGAUUGCUCGGGCUCCCGCCAAGGAUUUUAGAGUCGUGAGAGAAGAGUGGGCAGCAAUUCGCAUACAGACGGCGUUUCGGGGGUUUCUGGCUAGACGGGCUUUGCGAGCUCUGAAGGCUGUUGUUCGGCUUCAAGCAAUCUUUAGGGGUCGGAUGGUAAGGAAGCAGGCUGCUAUCACCCUUAGAUGCAUGCAGGCACUUGUGAGAGUACAAGCACGAGUGAGGGCGCGGCGUGUGAGAAUGUCUAGUGAAGGUCUAGCUGUACAGAAAAUGCUGGACCAGCGAAGAGCAGAAACUAAUCCCUUGAAAGAGGCAGAGGAAGGUUGGUGUGACAGACAAGGAACUCUUGAGGAAGUCAAAGCAAAGCUCCACAUGAGGCAGGAGGGGGCCAUCAAGAGGGAAAGGGCUCUUGCUUAUUCUUUCUCUCAACAGUUGUUGAGAUCAAAUCCAAAUCCAAAUGCCAAUAUAAAUCCAAAAGUGAAUUCUAGGCCAAAUUUGUCAGUGUCCAACCUGAAGAAUGAUUCAGAUAAGGGCAGCUGGAGUUGGUUAGAGCGGUGGAUGGCUGCCAAACCAUGGGAAACCAGAUUAAUGGAACAGUCCAACGCAGAGUCUGAGACUCCCCGCUGUGCAACCUUUGUUGAUCCCUCCAGAACACAGUGGAAGCUUAAUGACAAAUAUGUAGAAGCUCUGCCAAAACAAAAACAUAAUUCUCAGAUGCUUGCUAAGCAAAAUGAGUUUGUAUCAGUUACAGUCCAGAAGAACAACAUAUCUACCAGGAUUCGUGCUAGGCCUCCGGCUGCUUUUUGCAAUGGCCAUCAUUCAUUCCCUCAAUAUUCGUCAAGCCCAAGUUCUGAACUCAGAUAUGGCGAAAGCUCAGCUUCUUCAGCAACCACUUCCACUCCAAUAUCUGGCAAUACUCAUACAGCAUCCGAAGAGGGCAGCAUCGGUAAACCAAGUUACAUGAAUAUGACAGAAUCCAUGAAAGCAAAGCAGAGGUCAUGCUGUUCUCACCGACUAGGCAGGCAGGGCUCAGAUGAAUUUCAGCUGUGCAAGAAAUCUUUUCUUUCUAGUGGAGACUCAGCUAGUGUUAGAUGGUCGGAUAAUUUGUCAAAGCGAAGUGAGAGAAUAGCAAUUAGGGAUGGAGAAAAACUAUUGCUUUGACGUGUGAUGUAUGUAAAUGAGGUUCAACAGCUUGUUGUCCUGUACUAGUGAAUGGUUCUGUAAUGGUUUUUUUUUUCUAAUUGUAUUGCAAUGUGCUUAAACCGUUCCCGGCUGACUUAUAGAGUGUUGUUUAUUGUUACUCCCUUUGUUGGCAAAUAAGAUAGCUGCAGUAUUUCCUUCA
Molecule: messenger RNA, 1787 nt
Organism: Nymphaea colorata (pocket water lily)
Lineage: Eukaryota; Viridiplantae; Streptophyta; Magnoliopsida; Nymphaeales; Nymphaeaceae
Product: protein IQ-DOMAIN 6-like
Exons: 5
Coding region: 248-1606 (452 amino acids)
Molecular function (GO): protein binding
Source: RefSeq, a predicted model, not a curated record